Myzus persicae (green peach aphid) is the source of this 1564-nucleotide messenger RNA. It is a transcript of the gene Fer1HCH, whose product is annotated as ferritin subunit. The coding region runs from base 228 to 887 and encodes 219 amino acids. The record is from RefSeq and is a predicted model, not a curated record. Gene Ontology annotation, biological process: iron ion transport; intracellular iron ion homeostasis. The transcript is spliced from 6 exons. Gene Ontology annotation, molecular function: ferric iron binding; ferrous iron binding. NCBI's taxonomy places the organism in Eukaryota, Metazoa, Arthropoda, Insecta, Hemiptera, Aphididae. Gene Ontology annotation, cellular component: cytoplasm.
ACGAUAUUAUAUGUUCUCCGCCGUCGUAGACAUUGUGUGUCAACCUUCCAUUGUGAGUUUGUAACUCGGUAUUAUUCGCCUACAGCACCGACGCUCGAAUACCCGUCGACAGGAUUUUUCUUUCUUUGGACCGUUUUUGAGCGCCAGUUUCAGUCUCUGUUUUGAGCCUUCGACGAAGUCGUCGUUGCACACACAUCUCCGCGUAUCCGUGUCCGCACGCCAGAAUCAUGUUCAAACUCUCGCUGCUCUGUGUGGCAGCCGUUCUCUUUGUGGCCAGCCAAGAGGCACAAGGAAAAAUGACCUGUAAACUGCCUCAGGUCCAAAUUCCAGACGAUUGGAUCACCAUGGUUGACCCAUGCACGAAAAAAAUGAAAGAGCAGGUCCAGGAAGAACUUACUGCAGCAAUGACAUAUUUUGCAAUGGGAGCACAUUUUUCUAAAGACACAGUGAAUCGUCCAGGAUUCGCAAAAAUCUUCUUUGAUAGUGCCAGCGAAGAACGUGACCAUGCUAUUAAAAUUAUUGGAUAUCUGUUGAUGAGAGGAGGUUUGACCAAAGAUAUCAGUCAAUUAAUUCGUGACCCUCAACCUUUGUCUGAAGCAUGGGCUGAUGGUCUAAGUGCAUUGAAAGAUGCUUUAAAAUUGGAAGCUCAUGUCACUCGUAAGAUAAGAGAUAUUGCCACCACAUGUGAGGAACCUGGACGUGAUGGACAAGAUUUCAACGACUAUCAUUUAGUUGAUUGGUUAACUGGCGAUUUCUUGACUGAACAAUAUGAAGGUCAGCGUGACUUAGCUGGUAAAAUAUCCAACCUUGGUAAGAUGUUGGAAGCUCACGGAGCUCUUGGGGAGUUCCUCUUUGACAAGAAACUUUUGACUGGAGCUUCAAUUUAAUUUACACAUUUUUAUGAACAAAAUAAUGAACUACCCGAACAUUACCCAAACAUUUUUUUUUUUAAAUGUAAUUAUGUAAAAUGAUUACUACUCAUAGAUAAACUUAUUCGUAAAAUUAACCAGCUAUCAUAUUUUAGCAUAGUAAUUGGUAAAAUACAAUUUUAUUAUAUUUUUCACAAACAUAAAUUAAAAAUAUAUAUUUAUUGCUACAUUGUAUUACAUGAUUUUCUUUUUUUAAUAUUAUUUAAUUAGUGUAAAAUUAAAUUACUAUUUAAUAUUGUUGGCCAUAAUAUCUACUUUUAAUCCAAACAUAUGAUAUUACUUUAUUUAUAACUUUAUAAGUAAUUAUUGCACUCUGAAACUUAAAAUCAAUCAUAAUAAAGCCAAUUGGAUUUUUUAUUAUAUUUUAUUUGUUAAUGGCAGUGCUUGAAUUAAGAAAAAUAUUAGGAGAGGGAUGCAUAUGUGUACCUGAGUAUUUAAGUGUCUAAUUGAUUAUAUGAUAUAAUUAGAAUGGGUACACUUAUAUAUUUUUUAAAAAGAAAGAAGGCUUUGUCCCCUCUUACUUCGAGCACUGGUUCACAAUGACACAUUAAAAGAAAAAUUCCCUAAAGACAUAUUUCUUCACCAAAUAUAAACACCCAUUUCUAUUUGUGUUGAAUCUUCUUCCAAAAAAAAAA